CACAAAGUGUGUCAGAGGACCGUCUGCGCUCCCACAGUGGAUGACUGCUCCCCAAUCUGGUGUCAGAUCCGAGAAAAUCCGCUCCGCGCGUCACAGAGUCGCAACAAGGUUUUCUGACUGUGGGAGAAGAAUGCCGGCGAUCACCAGUAAAAACUCCGAUUUGGAGUUUGACUCUUUGCAGCCGUGUUUCUACCCGGAUGAGGACGACUUCUACUUCUGUGGUCCUGACUCUGCGCCGCCGGGGGAGGACAUCUGGAAGAAAUUCGAGUUGUUGCCCACUCCGCCCCUCUCUCCGAGCCGAGCCGCGCUACCGGGGGAGCCGGCGGUCACCUCCCCGGAAGAGGACCCUCUAGGUUUUGGUUUAGGAGAUCCGCUGGACUGGGCUUCCGAGCUGCUGCUUCUGCCCGAGGACGAUAUCUGGGGGGCGUCCAACGACACGGACCUGUUUGGUUCCGCUUUGGAUACUAACCCGGACAGCAUCAUCAUCCAGGACUGUAUGUGGAGCGGCUUUUCCGCGAGAGAAAAGCUGGAGCGGGUGGUCACGGAGAAACUGGGAAAGGCCAUUUCCACCAGGAGUGCGUGCGUCAAGGCGCAGGAGACGACGAGCCGCAGCUCAGUGUCGGAGUGCGUGGACCCCGCCGUGGUGUUCCCCUUCCCGGUCAACAAAAGGAGCAGCAGCAGGGACGCUCCGGGGACGGUUAAGAUCUCCACGGCGAAUGAAAGCGCUCCCAGCGACUCUGAAGAAGAGGAUGAAGAGGACGAGGAUGAGGAGGAUGAAGAGGAGGAGGAGGAUGAGGAGGAGGAGGAAGAAGACGAAGAGGAGAUUGAUGUGGUUACUGUAGAAAAGAGGCGCUGCACAAUCAACAAGGGGUCAUCUGUGGCGACGGGCGCCAUCUCCGUGCAUCCGAAAACCCAAGAGCCAAAGGGCGCCGUCUCAGGGUCGGGCGUCGUGAGCCGGUUCAUCAGCCGAGCUCCUCAGGAGCUGAUCCUGAAGAGGAGCUCAGUCCACCAGCAGCAACACAACUAUGCAGCCCCCUCCCCGUACGCGUCGGACGACGACCUCGCGCCGCCUCCAAAGAAGCAAAAGACAGCCGAUGCCCAGAGGGCGCCAACCAGGACCAUCUCGCCGACCUCCUCCCUGUCAUCUGCCACAUCCUGCGGCUUCGUCAGCAUCAGCGUGUCGGGGGUGCGUGCGAAGCGCAGCUCCGGCGGAGACAGCAGCCCACGCGGAAGCUCAGACUCGGAGGACAGCGAGCGGCGGCGAAAUCACAACAUCCUGGAGCGCCAGCGCCGCAACGACCUGCGCUCCAGCUUCCUGACGCUGCGCGACCACGUGCCUGAGUUGGCUCACAACGAAAAGGCGGCCAAGGUGCUGAUCCUGAAGAAGGCCACGGAGUACGUGAGCUCGCUAGAAAUGGAGGAGUUGAGGCUGCAGCAGGAGAAGGACAGGCAGCAGGCGCGCCGCCACCAGCUGAUGCGCAGGCUGGAGCAGGCCAGGACUCGCUAACCAUACAACACGUACACUCACAACAAACCCUGGAUGACCUCCCCCCCCACCCCACCCCAACUGUCCCCCCUCAUUUGAACCCAUAGACACAUCAGCCUACACGCUUAAGCACGGACAUGUAGGCCUGAUUACCCGUAGUACACCUGCACGCACAACAUCUCGGAGGAUGCCGAUGCUCAAAAAAAAAAAAAGUGGAAGAGGAGGAGGAUGACGUCGGCGCAGGCGGGGGAGAAG
This is a messenger RNA of Thalassophryne amazonica, 1741 nucleotides long. RefSeq names its product MYCN proto-oncogene, bHLH transcription factor (gene mycn). Gene Ontology annotation, molecular function: protein dimerization activity; DNA-binding transcription factor activity, RNA polymerase II-specific; RNA polymerase II cis-regulatory region sequence-specific DNA binding. NCBI's taxonomy places the organism in Eukaryota, Metazoa, Chordata, Actinopteri, Batrachoidiformes, Batrachoididae. The coding region runs from base 41 to 1507 and encodes 488 amino acids. The record is from RefSeq and is a predicted model, not a curated record. Gene Ontology annotation, biological process: regulation of transcription by RNA polymerase II. The transcript is spliced from 3 exons.